This is a messenger RNA of Passer domesticus (house sparrow), 2433 nucleotides long. RefSeq names its product chondroadherin like (gene CHADL). Gene Ontology annotation, biological process: regulation of presynapse assembly; regulation of postsynaptic density assembly; synaptic membrane adhesion. Gene Ontology annotation, molecular function: protein binding. Gene Ontology annotation, cellular component: postsynaptic density membrane; cell surface; glutamatergic synapse. The coding region runs from base 123 to 2330 and encodes 735 amino acids. NCBI's taxonomy places the organism in Eukaryota, Metazoa, Chordata, Aves, Passeriformes, Passeridae. The transcript is spliced from 5 exons. The record is from RefSeq and is a predicted model, not a curated record.
CAGUUCUCACUUCUGCAAGGAGAGCAAACAGCAGUGCAGGAGCUCGGCAGCUGCCUGACAGGGUAUGGGACACUUUCCUCUCUUCAACACAUCUUGAAGUCCAGCCACAGGUGCCCUGCAAUAUGGGGCCAUCCUGGGGGCUCCUCCUGCUCACAGCAGCCUUGGGGACAACGGCUGCUGCCCGCUGCCCUGCACGCUGUGUCUGCGAUAACCUCCGUGCCCAUGUCCUGUGUCUCAAUGGGAGCCUGACUGCCAUCCCUGACACCAUCCCAGAGCUCACCAGAAAACUAGACCUUCGGGGCAACAGUUUCAUGGUCAUCCCAGCGAGAGCCUUCCUUGCUACCCCCUACCUGACACACUUAGACCUGCAGCGUUGCAAGGUGGAGAGGCUGGAGGAAGGGGCUUUCCGGGGUCUGGGGAGGCUUGUCUACCUCAACCUGGCCUCCAACGGCAUAGCCAUCCUUUACCAGGAGUCCCUGGAUGGGCUCUUCUCCCUCCAGCAGCUCAUUCUGGAGGGGAAUCGCAUUGAGGAGAUACAGCCGGGUGCUUUUGGCCGUCUGGGGUCCCUCACUGUCCUCGACCUGAGGGCAAAUGCUUUGGUCUACCUCCCAGACAUGGUCUUCCAGGGUCUGCAGGCUCUUAGAUGGCUCCGGCUGUCUCACAAUGCCCUCCAUGUGCUGGGCAGUGAGGCCUUUGCUGCUCUGCCUGCCCUGCGCAGGCUGAGCCUGGACCACAAUGAGCUGCAGGCACUGCCUGGCGAGGCCCUGGCCAGGUUGGAUGGGGCUACCCGGCUAGACCUGGGCCACAACCCCAUCACCUACGUGGCCGAGGAAGCCCUGGCCAUGGCCUCGCUGAAGCACCUCUUCCUGGACCAUGCCUCCCUCCAGGAUGUGGCACCCGACGCCUUUGCCCGCAGUCCCCAGCUCCGUGUUCUGGACCUCCAGGAAAACCAGCUGCAGGGGCUGCCACCCCUGGCUGGGGCAGGGAGGCUGGUAAGGGUCAGCCUGGAAGGGAACCCUCUCCUCUGCUCCUGCCUCCUGCGCCCCUUCCACAAGUGGCUGGCAAGGGCACGAGUGCAGGCUGAGGGUGCCUGUGCUGCACCCCCUGCCCUCCGUGGCCGGUCCCUCAACUCCCUGAAGCCCCCUGAGAUGAGAUGCAGUCACCUCCGGCCACCCCCCAGCCCCACCACACCACCAGAGCAGCCAAGGUCAGCUGGCAGCAGGCAGUGUCCCCAGAGAUGUAUCUGCUCCCCUGAUUUCCAUCAUGGGUCCUGUGAGAAUAGGGACCUGCGGGAGAUCCCUCGGGACUUCCCUGAGGACACCCGCCUUCUGGACCUGCGCCGAAACCCCUUCAGGACAGUGCCACCAGAUGCCUUCCCUGGCCUCAAGGAGCUGGUGUCACUCCACCUGCAGAAGUGCAGCAUCAGGGUGCUGCACCCCGGGGCACUCCGGGGGCUGGAGAGCCUGGUCUACCUGUACCUCACCGACAACCACCUCUCCACCCUGGCGGCUGCUGCCUUUGAGGGGGCCCCGCAGCUGGCCUACCUCGACCUGGACCACAAUGCCUUCACCCGUGUGCCUGCAGGCACCUUCCAGCUCUUGCCCAACCUCAUCUCCCUCCAUCUGCAGCACAAUGCCAUCGAGGAACUGGUGGAGGGCGACCUGGCUGGAGCCAGGGGGCUCCGCUGGCUCUAUCUAGCUGGGAAUGCCAUCAGGCACAUUGCCCCAACUGCCCUGGCUCCCACAAAGAUGCUGGAAAAGCUGCAGUUGGAGGGAAACCUCUUGUCAGAGGUGCCCACAGCAGCCCUGCAGGGCCUGCCUGCCCUGAGUGAGCUGAAGCUGUCACGAAACCCCAUCAAGCACAUGGGGGACGGUGUCUUCCUGCCCGUGGCCUCCAGCCUGCAGCACCUCUACCUGGACAACAUGGGCCUGGAGUGGAUUUCCCCCCAUGCCUUCACUGGCCUCGGUCCCAAGAUCAGAAGCCUAUACCUGGAGAGCAACAAAAUGAGUAACAUACCCAACAUGAGCAACUUCACAGGGUUGGAGAUCCUCAACCUGCAGGAUGUGCCUUUCCACUGUGACUGCCAGCUCCUUCCACUGCACAGGUGGAUCAACAAACUCAACCUCUGCGUAGGGGCCACCUGUGGUUCCCCUGCAGAAGCCCAGGGGCUGAAGGUGAAGCUUUCCACCACUUUCCAAACUUGUCCUGGAUGGGGACAAGGCAAGGCUGGGGAAACCUAUCCUAACAAGACUAAGGCUGCAAGCAAGCCCAGCAAGAAAAAGAGGUUGGGAAAAUCUCCAGCCAGAGGCUUCAGUAAGAGCAGAGCUUAGAGUUUCUUCAGGUGUGUAGGACAUGUGCUGGACACAACAGGGCCAUACCUACAGUCUGGCUAGAGCAGUUUUUCUAGACUUGUCCCCACCAUGGAGACAUGAA